This is a messenger RNA of Daldinia vernicosa, 898 nucleotides long. Its product is annotated as NUDIX hydrolase domain-like protein. NCBI's taxonomy places the organism in Eukaryota, Fungi, Ascomycota, Sordariomycetes, Xylariales, Hypoxylaceae. The record is from RefSeq and is a predicted model, not a curated record. Gene Ontology annotation, molecular function: ADP-ribose diphosphatase activity. The transcript has a single exon. Bases 77 to 817 code for a protein of 246 amino acids. Gene Ontology annotation, biological process: ribose phosphate metabolic process; nucleoside phosphate metabolic process. Gene Ontology annotation, cellular component: nucleus.
CCAUUCCACAAUUUCAUCUUCGCAACUCCGAUAAUCAUCCAACAAGAUCGUUAGUGAAUACAAAACUCUACCUCUUAUGGGAAAAGCCCGCCUACUCAAAGGCUGGACUACUCGAACUCAACGUCUUGCUACGACAUCGCGCCCAUUCUCGGCUACUCACUUCUUAGCAUAUAAACCCCCCUCGCCAUUCAAGAUGUCGCACAAGACUCAAGAACCAGUCAUCAACAAAAUUUCAGAGCUGCCCAUCGAACAAGCAAAAUGGGUGACUCUCAAAAAGGUCGACUACACAGAUCAGGUCGGCAAGCAGCGCACGUGGGAGGUAGCCACGCGCAAGACGCGGGGCAAGGCGGGCGUAGACGCCGUCGCGAUGGGCAACAUCCUGCUUCAUCCGUCGCGGCCUGCAUCCACCAUGCUCGUGAUCCAGUACCGGCCGCCGCUCGACUCGUACACGGUAGAAUGGCCGGCAGGUCUGAUCGACGCCGAGGAGACGGCCGAGCAGGCCGCCGUGCGCGAGUUCAAAGAGGAGACGGGCUACGACUGUCGGGUGCUCAACAUCAGUCCCGUGCAGGCGGCCGACCCUGGCAUGAGCGACGCGAACAUGCAGAUGGCUAUGGUGGAAGUGCAGCUGGGCGAGGGCGACGAGGAACCCGAGCAGCGCCUCGAGGAUGGAGAGCACAUCCAGCGCGUGGUCGUGCCUCUUAGCGAGCUGUAUGACCGUCUAGUCGAGUAUUCUAAGGCCGAGCGCACGAUUGUUGCGGCCAAGUUGUUUCAUUUUGCGGCUGGGAUGCACUUUGCACAGACGCAGAAGUACUUUUAAUGUAUUUCUGCCUUUGCGCCUAAUAAGAUGCGUUUAACGCGAGUACCUAUCUAAGAUACCCUAGACGUUACCUACCAUAGC